Messenger RNA from Lasiosphaeria miniovina, 474 nucleotides. Its product is annotated as ankyrin repeat-containing domain protein. Lineage: Eukaryota; Fungi; Ascomycota; Sordariomycetes; Sordariales; Lasiosphaeriaceae. Gene Ontology annotation, molecular function: protein binding. The transcript is spliced from 2 exons. The annotation marks the transcript as partial. The record is from RefSeq and is a predicted model, not a curated record.
AUGCGGCUGCUGCUUGAUCUAGGCGCCGACGUUGAUGCGAAGAAUAAAUCGGGCUGGACGCCGCUAUUACGGGCUAUCGAGCACGGGGACGAGGCUAUUGUGCGGCAGCUUCUCGAUCGGCGCGCCAACGUCAACGCGAAAGGUUUCGGUGACUGGACGCCGCUAUUGCAGGCUAUCGAGCAAGGGCAAGAGCCUAUUAUACGGCAGCUGCUUGAUCUGGGCGUCGACGUUGAUGCGAAGGAUAACCAGGGCCGGACGCCGUUAUCGUGGGCCGCCGGGAACAAGUGCGAGACUAUCGUGCGGCAGCUUCUCAAUCUGGGCGCCGAUGUUGAUGCGAAGGAUAACCGGGGCCGGACACCGUUAUCGUGGGCCGCCGAGAACGGGUGCGAGACUAUCGUGCGGCAGCUGCUCGACCAGGCUACCGACUCCGAGUCGAAAUUUUACUCAGGGAAGACACCAUUAUCAUGGGCAGCC